AUGGGCGAUGUGUCGUCCAUGACUAUCUUGGGCCGUCGGUAUGAAAAAGGGGACGGUGUGGACAUGGAUGCUGAAACAGCUGCCUUUUACUACUACCACGCUGCCGCCGAAGCGUCGCGGGCGUACCAUGUGCGCGGGAACCAGCCCCUACACGAAAUGAACUCGUUGUUUCACGCAGACGACGUGAAUGUGGCCGAAGGCCAAGAAGGCGACAACGACAAGUGGAUUCAGUUUCAAAAGAUGCGUGCCGACAAGGAUGAGGACGUGGAGGCCAUGGUCGCGAUGGGGGACUUGCAUUAUUGGGGGGCCCGUGGAUGUGUUCGAGAUCACUCGCUGGCGUUUCAGUACUUUGAGCGCGCGGCGACCCUGGGCAGUCCCCACGGCAUGUCAGCUGCCGGUGGCAUGCUCUUGAAGGGGGAAGGCACCGCUCAAGAUAACGAAACGGCCAUUCGCUGGUAUGAACAAGCCGCCACGUUCCACAACGUCCGCGCGCUCAACGGGCUCGGAUACAUCCACUUUUACGGCACGGCAAACUGCACCCAGAACCAGACAAAGGGCCUCGAGUACUUUGAGCAAGCGGCGGCGCAACACACGGACGGGGACAGUUUGUUCAACGCGGGGUAUUGCCACUUUGCCGGCCACGGGACCCCCGCGAAUGCGACGCGUGCGCUAGCGUACUUUCGCGACGCCGCGCGAUCAUUUGGUCAUUUCGACUCGAUCUUCGAGCUCGGCAAGGUAGCUCUGAACGUGGACGGAACGUUCGACGAUCGACAUCUGGGCGACGGCAUCACAUACCUCCGGGCGGCGAGUGCGGCGGGGGACUGGGGCAAAGUGGCUCGGCAAGGCUUCGACGCGUACCUGAAGCACGAGUACCACCACGCGAUUUGGCUGUAUCAUGAGGCGCGGGAGUAUGGGUAUCCUGUGGCCGCGGGCAAUCUUGCGUUUCUGUAUGACGCAGCGGGCCUGAAUAACUCGGCCACGUACCUGCUCGAGGCGACCGAAGUCGAAGCGUCGUUGCGGUUGGGCGAUUGCUAUUACUAUGGCAAGUGCGGCGUUGAGUCUAGCGUUCAGUUGGCAAUGUACUGGUACACCCGCGCCAGCGCGGACGGCGUUAGUGUGGGUGCGUACAACGUGGGCUUUAUGAACGAAUUCGGCAUCGGUGGCCUUCCCGUCAACGUAGACCGCGCCAAGCAGUACUACGAACGCGCGAUGGACUUGUCGCCGUCGUGGGAGACGUGGUUUGUGAUCACAUUGUCCAUGUACAGGUUGAAGUUUGGCUCGAGCUUUGGAAGGGCGACGACAACCGCUGCAGCAUAUUCGUCCGUGAAGGACAGCUUCCAUCCAGCGUCAACGUUGCCAACCAUCGACUGGGAAAACAUUGGGCUAGGUGUUGUAGUCGUAGGCUUAGUAGCCGUGUUGUCGGUGCAGUAUCUCCGUCGGUCUUGA
Messenger RNA from Aphanomyces astaci, 1446 nucleotides. RefSeq lists its product as hypothetical. The record is from RefSeq and is a predicted model, not a curated record. NCBI's taxonomy places the organism in Eukaryota, Oomycota, Saprolegniomycetes, Saprolegniales, Verrucalvaceae. The transcript is spliced from 3 exons. Bases 1 to 1446 code for a protein of 481 amino acids. Gene Ontology annotation, molecular function: protein binding.